Molecule: messenger RNA, 2182 nt
Organism: Centrocercus urophasianus (Greater sage-grouse)
Lineage: Eukaryota; Metazoa; Chordata; Aves; Galliformes; Phasianidae
Gene: RBPJ
Product: recombination signal binding protein for immunoglobulin kappa J region
Exons: 11
Coding region: 604-2001 (465 amino acids)
Biological process (GO): regulation of transcription by RNA polymerase II; Notch signaling pathway
Cellular component (GO): nucleus; MAML1-RBP-Jkappa- ICN1 complex
Molecular function (GO): RNA polymerase II cis-regulatory region sequence-specific DNA binding; DNA-binding transcription activator activity, RNA polymerase II-specific
Source: RefSeq, a predicted model, not a curated record
GCGAAUGUCGCUGGCAACUCAUUAAACCUGCAUGUUUGACAACAUGAUUAGAAAUUUUAGGGUGAAGUUGACCAGUAAGGGGCUUGGAGCAGAGAGCGGGGCAGAUGCUGCUGAAGUACUGUGAAGGAAGGUUUACGUGGUCUGGUGUUUGCAAAAACUGUCCAGAGAGGAAUGUUCACAAAGAAUGGAAUAGGGUCAGUUCUGGAUUGUGGAGGAUGGAGAAAGGUUCUUCAGUAGUUCUGAUGUGAGCUGAUGUGGUCAUGAGAUAAAAUCCAAGCUAUUAAAGUUGUGACGUGGUAGAUACUGCCAGGAUCCCCAGAGCUGGCUAUUUUUAUCUUCUACGGAGAACUUUCGUUUUAGAGCUGAUGCUUAGAAAAGAGUCCUGAAAGGUAAUGACUUGCAGUGAUAGAAAGGAGACUGAAGCAGUGAUAGAGAGUAAAGACCUGUGUUUUGUCUGUGCUGAAACCGAGCUGUGAUAGCAAGGCGUCUGUAUGGAAAAAAUGGAGAUGUAAGCUGAGGCGUUAACUUGGUGAAACACAGCAGAUGUGAAGUUGAAGGAAAUUUGGAGAGCGACCUCAACCGAAACGGCUCACCAGGGAAGCAAUGCGAAAUUACCUUAAGGAGCGAGGCGAUCAAACAGUACUAAUACUCCAUGCAAAAGUUGCUCAGAAAUCAUAUGGAAACGAAAAAAGGUUCUUUUGUCCCCCUCCGUGUGUGUAUCUUAUGGGCAGUGGAUGGAAGAAAAAAAAAGAGCAAAUGGAACGGGAUGGUUGCACUGAGCAAGAGUCACAACCCUGCGCCUUCAUUGGAAUAGGAAACAGUGACCAAGAAAUGCAGCAGCUGAACUUGGAAGGAAAGAAUUAUUGCACUGCCAAAACGUUAUACAUAUCAGAUUCAGACAAGAGAAAGCACUUCAUGCUAUCAGUAAAAAUGUUCUAUGGCAAUAGUGAUGACAUCGGUGUGUUCCUCAGUAAACGAAUCAAAGUCAUCUCCAAGCCUUCUAAAAAGAAGCAGUCGCUGAAAAAUGCAGACUUAUGUAUUGCAUCAGGGACAAAAGUGGCACUAUUUAAUAGACUUCGAUCCCAAACAGUUAGCACCAGAUAUUUGCACGUAGAAGGCGGUAAUUUCCAUGCCAGUUCACAACAGUGGGGAGCAUUUUACAUUCACCUCUUGGAUGAUGAUGAAUCGGAAGGAGAAGAAUUCACGGUGAGAGAUGGCUACAUUCAUUAUGGGCAGACUGUCAAACUUGUAUGCUCCGUUACUGGCAUGGCACUCCCAAGACUGAUAAUUCGAAAAGUAGAUAAGCAAACAGCAUUAUUGGAUGCAGAUGAUCCAGUAUCACAGCUCCAUAAAUGUGCAUUUUACCUUAAAGACACUGAGAGAAUGUAUUUGUGCCUUUCCCAGGAGAGAAUAAUCCAAUUUCAAGCCACUCCAUGCCCAAAAGAACCAAAUAAAGAAAUGAUUAAUGAUGGAGCUUCUUGGACAAUCAUUAGCACAGAUAAAGCAGAGUACACAUUUUAUGAGGGGAUGGGACCUGUCCAUGCUCCAGUGACACCUGUGCCUGUUGUAGAAAGUCUUCAAUUGAAUGGCGGCGGGGAUGUAGCAAUGUUGGAACUUACAGGACAGAAUUUCACUCCAAAUUUACGUGUCUGGUUUGGGGAUGUGGAAGCUGAAACUAUGUACAGAUGUGCAGAGAGCAUGCUAUGUGUUGUUCCAGAUAUUUCUGCAUUUCGAGAGGGUUGGAGGUGGGUCCGUCAACCAGUCCAAGUUCCAGUAACUUUGGUCCGUAACGAUGGCAUAAUUUACUCCACCAGCCUUACCUUUACAUACACACCAGAACCAGGGCCACGACCACACUGCAGUGCUGCUGGAGCAAUCCUCAGAGCCAACUCAAGCCUCAUGGCUUCCAGUGAAACAAAUGCAAACAGCGAGGGAAGUUACACAAAUGUCAGCACAAAUCCAACCAACGUCACAUCAUCUACAGCAACUGUAGUUUCCUAACUACCGUUGUUUGUUUGGACUCUAACUGACUUUUAAGUGCUACGUUCAAGAGAACUGAACAAUUUUUGUGGUUUCAUGGGAAAACACCUUUCCAUUUUAGAUGAUGGUAUUUCGAACCUGGUUACCUGCAAGUGCUAAUCUUAAAUAUAGAAGCCACAAUAAAAAAAAAAAAAAAAAAAAA